CACAAGUUCUUCUUCCGGUCGAAGUUGUUCGAUCGGAAGAACCGCUCCAAAAAGGCGGGAGUGAGUGAUAGUGCCGCGGACGAUGACGAGUUCAACAUCACCGGUAUCAGCCAUCGGAUCAAGACGACGACCACCAGUACGAGUGGGCCGUCCACGAGUCGGGUGGUGCGCAACAAUCCGUUGUACGGUGAGAACUUCAAGAGGUUCGUCGCCGGAGGUGAAAGUGUGGGGCCCACCAGUUUCGGGGCUAGUGCUAGCAAUAAGAGUGUCAUCGGAGGUCUGCGGACGGUGGAAGGUUCUUCGGUGAGUGGGGGUCGUCGGGGGAACAAUGAGUUCGGGGAGAACGUGAAUGCUAUUCUGACCGAUUUGGACGAGGAGAUGGAGGUCAGAAACUGGCGGUACCAACUCUCCAAUGAUCAUUUCUAGGGAUGUACAAUGUGUGUGAUAAGUGUAUUUGGUUAGUUAUAGGUAUUAAUGGUAUACGUAAUAAAUAUUGUGUGAUCUUUAUGAAGUAGACGUCCAAUAAAAAUACUUUUACUUAUAUUA
Aedes albopictus (Asian tiger mosquito) is the source of this 546-nucleotide messenger RNA. RefSeq lists its product as uncharacterized. The annotation marks the transcript as partial. Lineage: Eukaryota; Metazoa; Arthropoda; Insecta; Diptera; Culicidae. The record is from RefSeq and is a predicted model, not a curated record. The transcript has a single exon.